ACAUUAUGCGACAGGGUUGGACAGCUCACCCAACAAAAGCAGGAACAGUGGCUGACUGCUCGAGACAAGUGGGUGGAACCCACUUAAACGGAAUCUCCGCUCGAAUUGGCGGGAAAUCAAACCCACCGCCGUAGCCAUUCCACGUGUCCAAAUCCGCCUAGGGUUUUCUCAGCGCGGCGAACUGAGAGUCUCGAGACAGCCCAUUUCGCGCUCGUCACUUGCCGCCUCCGCCCCCAUAAGAACCGCAUCGAUUCCAUAAACCAAACUCCCUUUUCUCCAUCCCCGGAUCUCUUAAAACCCUAAUCGCAUUCAGAAAUCAACCAAAGCCAUGGUUGGAUAUGCGUUUCAUUAUAAAUCGAAGAUGAUGGAGGAGAAGAACGGGAAGAAGAAGAAGAAGAAGAAGCCUUCGUGGCUGGAAUUGCUUCUCGAGACCAAAUUCUUCGGCGCUUGUGCUGAGCAUCAAGGGAUUAAGAAGAAGAGCGAGAUAAACAUCUACUGCGUCGACUGUAACGAGUCCAUGUGCUCCUUCUGCGUUUCCUCCCCAUCUUCCUCGCAUCGCUACCAUUGUCUGCUUCAGAUUCGGCGCUACAUAUACCAGAACGUGAUUAGGAUACGCGAUAUGCAGAAGUUCACGGAUUGUUCCGGAGUUCAGCCCUACAUUGUGAAUGGAGCAAAGGUAGUCCUUCUAAACCCUAAGAUGCAAUCGAAGCCGUCGAAGUCCGCCGUCGCUGCCACUUCGUUCUGCAAGUCUUGCCGGCGAACGGUGGCGGAGCACAACGGGUACUGUUCCAUCGCAUGCAAAGUCUUCGAGGAGAUGGCGAGGUCGCCGGAACUUGACGGCGGCUGCUCUCCGGCGAAACUUGAAGGACUUGAACUCUCCCCUGAGGAGGAGGAGGAGGAGGAGGAGCGCGCUUUUUCUAUCGGAUCUUUGGAGCCGUCCGAUUGGGGAGUGGAGGAUCUCAGCCCUUGUAUCGAACUGCCUACACCCAAUCCAAAGCUAAGGGCCGUCCGACGGAAGGGGACGCCAAGACGGUCUCCCAUCUUUUAGCAUUCUUGGUGAAAUUAAAUUUGCUCUCUUGCCGUUACAGAGGACUAAUAGCAAUCGGUCGAAAUAUUACAUUUUUUUAGUAGAAAAAUUAUAUUUUUCAUAAAAGAUUGCAAAUAAAAAUUGCAGUUAUAAGUUUUGGAUUUUCUUUAAUUGUGAGCCUACCAUUUUGUUACAUGAAGAUAGUGGCGUAAACGAGCCAAACAC
Molecule: messenger RNA, 1252 nt
Organism: Phalaenopsis equestris
Lineage: Eukaryota; Viridiplantae; Streptophyta; Magnoliopsida; Asparagales; Orchidaceae
Exons: 3
Coding region: 329-1048 (239 amino acids)
Molecular function (GO): zinc ion binding
Source: RefSeq, a predicted model, not a curated record